ACCGUACGGGCUGAACUCAAGUUUUACGGUGUGCGACUCUCCCUCCGACCAAUUUUUUUUUAGAACGCCGUUGUCCAGCAGCACGCUGACGCUAUCAGAGCUGGGUUUUGUGGUUUGAAAGUCUCGGCUGAUUUGCCGGCUCUAUUUGUGCCUACACCAAACAAUGAGAGGGUCGUCAAGCUUGGUGCUGCGUCAAUGGUGUUCAACACCUUCCCCUCGUCUUCUUAUCAAUGUUCUCAAUUGCUCGAGAGGCUUAUCCACAAAAGCUGCAACGGUCAGUUCUCCGACCGUAUGUCAGUGUCGGAAUCUUCAGACUGCUACUUCUCCUGUUGUCAGUUCUAGCUACGUGCCCAGUUCCUACGUUACACAGAAGAAGCAUGACGUAGCUUCUUCCACGGAAACACAACCGGUGAUGCAUGAAGGUUUGGGUGCCUUCCAAAAGCUGCCAAUGGUGAUGCCAUCACUUGAUAUUUACUCUUCUGCACUCAAGAAAUCAAGGAGAAUCCAACCAACGAAAGGCAUAGCUAAUAUUGCAAAGCGGGAAAGAAAUAGAGGAGCCAAGCAACUCGAUGCACUCAUGAAAGAAUUGGCCCUGCCUUUGAAGGGGUACUUGGAAAAUUUCCCGAGGAAGAAAGUUUUGCACCCCUACGAGCGCUCUCUUAUUGAGCUGACACUUGGAGAUGGGAAGUAUGAGGAGGUUUUAGGAAAGGUUGAUGCUGUAAGGAAGAAGGUACAAUCUGUCGGGAAAGAACAUGCUUCUCUUUGUGCUAAGUCAUUGUCAAAGCGAGAAGCCGAGGAACGCUUGAAUGAGGGUGUGGAGAAGCUUGAAUCGAUUUUCCAACAAGAAGGAAGAGCAGUUGAUGAUUUGUUAAACAUAGCAAAGACUUUAAGGGCCAUGCCAGUUGUUGAUUUGGAAAUGCCUACUCUCUGUCUUGUUGGGGCUCCGAAUGUGGGGAAGUCGUCCUUGGUUCGCAUUCUUUCCACAGGGAAGCCUGAGAUAUGUAACUACCCGUUUACCACUAGAGGAAUUCUGAUGGGUCACAUCGUUUUGAACUACCAACGAUUCCAGGUGACAGACACCCCUGGACUUCUCAAGAGACACGAUGAGAGUAGGAAUAAUCUAGAGAAGCUAACUCUUGCUGUCCUCACACAUCUUCCGACCGCGAUUCUCUAUGUCCAUGAUCUAUCUGGAGAAUGUGGGACUUCUCCUACUGAUCAGUUUAUGAUUUAUAAAGAGAUCAAGGAUAGGUUUAGUGAUUACCUGUGGCUUGAUGUUGUUUCCAAAUGCGAUCUGCUUGGAGGUUCUCCCGUGAUCUUUGCCAAGGAAGAUAUUGAUGUUGAUGACGUGGAACUCUCAAGAUACCGGAAAACUGGACCAGAUGGGUCAAUCCACGUGUCGGUCAAAACCGAACAAGGACUUAGCCAGUUAAAAGGCAGAGUGAAUGGGCUUCUAAAUGCUCAAAUGGGGAGAAUCAAAAGCGAAGGGGAGAGCCAAAACCAGUGAAUGCAUUUGAUGUGGAAUUCGGACCAAACAAAAGAGAAUAUCGGUGUAACCUGAGAUCAACCCUCUAGGAGGUCCGGAGGGUUGUGUCUGAUUUCGAAAGCAUGAAGCCGAUAAGUAUUUUAUUAUUGGUCACAGGAGCAGUCCAUGGAACUAGAAUGAUAGUUUAGAUGAGAAAGGCGGACGAUGAUGGUGUAUUAAUUCAUCUUAUUUCCUUAAGGGUAAGGGCGAAAUUAUAAUUAUAAAUUCAA
Molecule: messenger RNA, 1752 nt
Organism: Tarenaya hassleriana
Lineage: Eukaryota; Viridiplantae; Streptophyta; Magnoliopsida; Brassicales; Cleomaceae
Product: nucleolar GTP-binding protein 1
Exons: 15
Coding region: 164-1504 (446 amino acids)
Biological process (GO): ribosomal large subunit biogenesis
Cellular component (GO): nucleolus
Molecular function (GO): GTPase activity; GTP binding; RNA binding
Source: RefSeq, a predicted model, not a curated record